UUUUAUUUUUUGCUUUUCCUUCUUUUUGUUGUUGUCGCGGCCAGCAGCCAUCAGCCAACGAAGCAGACGACCCACCACUGCCAACCAUCAUCAUGGAAGUGCCGAACGAGGACCGCGAUCUCGUGUUCAAGCGCCUCUGCUCUCGUCCCGAGAACAAGGUGUGCUUCGACUGCCCUUCCAAGACGCCAACAUGGACCUCCAUCCCCUACGGCAUCUUUCUGUGUUACAACUGCUCCGGUGUGCACCGCAACUUGGGUGUGCACUUGUCAUUUGUCCGCUCCUCCAAGCUUGACUCCUGGACGUUGGACCAGCUCAGGCACAUGCAGGUUGGCGGCAAUGCUAGGGCAAGGGCGUUCUUCAAGCAGCACGGCGUCGCCACAUCGGACGCCAACAGCAAGUACUCUGGCCGCGCCGCCAAGUUGUACCGGCAGAAGAUUGAGGCUGACGCUGCUGCACUGCAGCGGCGGCUUGGCAACAAGGUGGUCGAGGACGAACACCACGACAAGACUGGGCAGCACGAGGAGGACUUUUUCGACAACGACCACAGCGAGGGGCGGCACGUGCCAACAAAGGCCGUGGACACGACAUUCGUGCCCGCAGAUGCAAGCAACUCCUCGUCGUGGCAGCUGAGCAAGGACGGUGACGACGAAGCCAAGGACAAGCCAAAGGCAGAGGCGAAGAAGGCUGGCCUUGGCGGGCGCAAGUCUGCUGGCCUUGGCGGGCGCAAGUCUGCUGGAUUGGGCAAGAAGGGCGGUGGCCUUGGCGGCGGAAGGAAGAAGUCCGGGGGCCUCGGUGCGCGGAAAGUGGACAAGUCCGAGUUUGCGGCGGCCGAGACGCGACUGCAGAAACGCGAGGAGGAUGCGCAGAAGCAGGCCGUCUCCGUCGAGGAGUCUGAGGAGACGAUUGCCUCCCGUCUCACAUACACGGAGCGCGAAAUCACAAAGAUGGACGAGAAGAAGCGCGAGCAAGCGGAGAGGCUUGGGAUGGGCCUGGGCGCCGGCAGCGCAAAGGGGAGCGUCUUCUCCCACUCGGCGCGAUCAACCAUGCGCGUCAUUGAGCAGGAGGAGGGGCACGCACCGCCCAGCGGCAGCUACUUUGAUUCGGAGCCGGGCCAGCGCAGCCCAACUGGCCUGGACCGCCUCAGCCUGAGCGACAAGCCAAAGGCCACCAGAGGUAGCCGGUCCAACAUUCCGUCCGCCGUCAGCGCGUUUGGAAACUCGUCGUCAUCGUCUUCGUCAAAGCCAAAGCGCUCGGCCCCGCCCACGUCCGCACCACCACCAGCUGAUAUGGGCCGGUUUGCCAACGCCAAGUCCAUCUCCUCCGAUCAGUACUUCCGCAGCGACCAGCCAACUCCCGAGGAGCAGGCACGGCUGUCGCAGUUCAGCGGGCAGGCGUCCAUCUCCUCGGACAUGUACUUUGGCCGCGGCCAGCAGUCGUCGUCGUCGUCGUCCGGUGGUGGUGGCGGCGGUCGCCAGACGCGCGAGAAGCUGAGGGAGUUUGCAUCCAACCUCGUCGACAAGCUGCAGGACAGAUACGGCUAA
Messenger RNA from Salpingoeca rosetta, 1541 nucleotides. RefSeq lists its product as uncharacterized. The record is from RefSeq and is a predicted model, not a curated record. The transcript has 16 exons. NCBI's taxonomy places the organism in Eukaryota, Choanoflagellata, Craspedida, Salpingoecidae. Gene Ontology annotation, biological process: COPI coating of Golgi vesicle. Bases 93 to 1541 code for a protein of 482 amino acids. Gene Ontology annotation, molecular function: GTPase activator activity.